Lytechinus variegatus (green sea urchin) is the source of this 750-nucleotide messenger RNA. RefSeq names its product putative deoxyribonuclease TATDN2. The record is from RefSeq and is a predicted model, not a curated record. The coding region runs from base 1 to 750 and encodes 249 amino acids. Gene Ontology annotation, molecular function: hydrolase activity, acting on ester bonds. The transcript has a single exon. Lineage: Eukaryota; Metazoa; Echinodermata; Echinoidea; Temnopleuroida; Toxopneustidae.
AUGCUCCCAGGCCGUGAACCGGACCACUAUGUUCCAAUAACUGGCGGGGUUCUUAAUUACUGUGACCCUUUGAACUUCUCCCAUCCAGAAUUUGAAGAACAGGUCCUGGGCCGAAUAAUUGAUUCCAAUUGGAAAUUGGCCAUCGGAAUCCAUCCGAAACAGGCGGCAGAGUACACGCAAGGCCAAUGGGAGUGCUUCCUAAAGCUCCUGUCCAAUCCCCGGGUGUCGGCCAUCAGUGAAGUUGGUUUCGAUUUCACGGUGAAAAAACAUCUUUGGCGACACCAAGAGGAGCUCAUGGACCGGAUCCUAUCUCUAGGGACCCUAGGGCGCAUCUUAGUGAUGCACUUGCGAGGGGCUGAUGACGACAAGUACAGUAAGGUCGUGAACCGGCUGGCAUUGCGACGUCUAAAGAGGAAGUGCCUCCCUCACCAACGGGUGCACUUGCACUGCUUUACCAGUGACGUCAGUAUGGUCCAUGCCUGGAACGAAGCUUUUCCUCACUGCUAUUUUGGUAUCACGGGUAAGGUCCGUUCGUUCAACGAGGACCAACUCGCAGCACUGAGGGAAAUUCCCCUGAACCGUCUUUUACUAGAGACGGACUCCCCUCACCUCAAGUUGCAUCCUGGGUGUACCUAUAACACCCCGUACUAUCUUGGGGACGUGGGAUAUUACGUCGCCAGGGCACGCGGAGUGCCCCUCGCAGAAAUAAUCGGGGCUACUUACACAAACGCACAGCGUUUGUACUGUUGA